GGGAAGCGUUGGGCCGCCGACGACAAGGACCUCCGUACCCGGAGCCUUUCUGGCUGAGCGACCGCGGCGCCUUCGGCGAGCCCGGACCCAACAUGCACCCCGAGGCCUCGGAGCCGCCGGCGGACGGCGCGGCCGAGCCCGACUGCGCACCCGAGCCCAGGCUGGAGGAGUCGGCGGGCGACCACUGCGACGCGGGCCCAGGGGUCCGCAAGGAAGACAUUAAUGAGACUAAGGAGACGUGUGUGGGACCUUCUGCUUCAUCCUGCCAAAGUCAGCGGCAGCAGAGCGGUGACAGCGGGUCAGAGGGUCACUUAGCACACACCCAGAAUGACAGGGACAAUCGGAGCCCCAGAAUGACCAAACAGGUCCUGCAGCAGCUCUGCAGGCAGCACAAGCUGUACCUCACCCCCGCCCUGAACGACAUGCUGUAUUUACACUUCAAGGGCUUUGACCGCAUUGAGAACUUGGAGGAGUACACCGGCCUGCGCUGCCUCUGGCUGGAGUGCAACGGCAUCCAGAGGAUCGAGAACCUGCAGGCCCAGAGUGAGCUGCGCUGCCUCUUCCUGCAAGUGAACCUGCUUCACAAGAUCGAGAACCUGGAGCCCUUGCAGAAGCUGGACACCCUCAACCUGAGCAACAACUACAUCAAGACCAUCGAGAACCUCUCGUGCCUCCCGGUCCUGAACACACUGCAGAUGGCCCACAACCGCCUGGAGACUGUGGGAGACAUUCAGCACCUCAGGGAGUGCCAGCGGCUGUGUGUGCUCGACCUCUCCCACAAUAUGCUGAGCGACCCAGAGGUCCUCAGUGUGCUGGAGAGCAUGCCGUGUCUGCGGGUGCUGAACUUGAUGGGAAACCCGGUGAUUAAGCACAUUCCUAACUACCGGAGGAUGGUCACCAUUCGCCUUAAGCAUUUGACAUACCUGGACGACAGGCCAGUUUUCCCCAAGGACAGGGCAUGUGCAGAAGCCUGGGCCCGGGGAGGGUUCGAAGCUGAGAAGGAAGAGCGGUAUCUGUGGGAGAGCCGGGAACACAAGAGGAUCACAGACAGCCUGGAAGCCUUGGCCAUGAUCAAGCAGCGGGCUGAGGAGAGGAAGAGGGCGAGAGACCGGGGGGAGAUGCUGCCUCCAGACAGUGGGGAGAGUGUGCCCACCUGCCUGGAGGAGCAGGAAGAGCCUCUCGUGGGAGAGGCGCGGCAGAAAAUGGAGCUGUUUGUGAAGGAGAGCUUCGAGGCCGAGGACGAGGUCUUCCCAGAGAAGCGGGAUGGGGAAGAGCAGCUGGCUGCAAUGGUUAACAGAGAGCCAGAGGAUCUGGUCCUGGAGGGGAGCCUGUCUGCUCAGACCCAGAACCCCCUGGUGGCCGCACCUGAAGAGUCCACAUCCCUCAUGGCCGAGACUGAGAAUGUGUUUGUUAGUGAGCUUGAGGGGACCAGAACCAGAGUUGCAGAGACCACCGCCCUGGAGACCCAGGAAAAACUCUUCAUAGAUGACCUACCUGACUUGGAAGAUGUUGAAGGCACAGACCCAUCUUUGGAUGACCAGAUGAAGGAAACCUGCUUCUUGAAGGUUCAGACCAUCUCGAGCUUGAGUGAGGACAGCUACUCUGAUCCGGAUGGCUCUUCCCUCCCGGUGCUCAAGCAUACGCCCACAGGUGCCCUGUCACACAUAUUCGCUCUCUCCAAGGACCCCUCAGACGUGGCCAAGCUGCCUUUUGCAGACAUUUGCAAGUCAGCGGCGACAACAGAUACAGAGACCUCAAGUCAAGGCAGCAGCACUGCCUUGCCUUCUGCCUCACCCCGACCCCUUAUCCAGGAGCUCGAGGACUGCAAGUCAAGCCAGUCACCAGCACCGAUUUUUUCAAGUGAUCCUACGUCUGCCUAGUUGAGUGAUGGGGCCAGCCGGCCAUGGCCAGCUGCAGCUUCUCUACCAGGAGACAGAGCUCACGAGGAAGCAGAGUCUGGGAUGGGCCCCGAGGAGCCCAGCACCGGGGCUGGCUGGGAGGACAUUGAAUUUGGCUUGGACUGAGCCCAAGGCAGCCCACAUGACUGCCAGCCUCGCAGCAGCGGCCCAGUGGCCACAGGACAUCCUUCCUCUACUGGGCACCACGCGGGGCCCUGGCUGUGGCAGGUGCUGUGCAGGCAUGCCUGGGGUACCAUGUACCUAUUGUGUCAAUUCCUAGUUACCACAGCACAGAUUUUAUGACUAAAGAAUAGAAGUGCUGUACCACCCAUACUGGUCAGAGUAUUACUGGACUGGCAA
Molecule: messenger RNA, 2258 nt
Organism: Nannospalax galili (Upper Galilee mountains blind mole rat)
Lineage: Eukaryota; Metazoa; Chordata; Mammalia; Rodentia; Spalacidae
Gene: Dnaaf1
Product: dynein axonemal assembly factor 1
Exons: 12
Biological process (GO): cilium assembly
Cellular component (GO): axoneme
Molecular function (GO): dynein complex binding; protein binding
Source: RefSeq, a predicted model, not a curated record